AUGCCAGUUUUUUGUAAACCAAGGUCUAUUCCAUUUGCAUAUAUUGAAAAAGUCGAAAGGGAACUUGAGCGUUUGGAAAAAGAAAAUGUGAUUGAGAAAGUGGAAAAUGCCCAAUGGGGUACACCUCUAGUGCCUGUGAUUAAGCCAAAUGGGACAGUAAGGUUAUGUGCAGAUUAUAAGACAACUAUAAAUAAGUAUUUAGAAGAUUAUAACUACCCAUUACCGAAAGUCGAAGAACUGUUUGUAGCUUUGCAAGGAGGAAAAUUUUUUAGUAAGUUAGAUUUUAUAAACGCUUAUAAUCAAUUGGAAAUAUGUGAAGAUACUCAAAAGUUAUUAGCAUGGAGUACACACAAAGGUAUAUAUAAAGUAAAGAGAUUGCCUUUUGGAAGAAAACCGGCUUGUUCAAUUUUUCAGCAAGUAAUCGAAAAAGUCCUACAAGGUUUAAAAGGUGUAAAGAAUUUUUUGGAUGAUAUCAUUGUAACAGGAGUAGACGAUGAAGAUCAUUUGAACAAUUUGAGAGAAGUUUUUAAAAGAUUACUAGAUGCGGGUUUUAAACUAAAUGUGAAUAAAUGUUGUUUUUUUCAAAAGCAAGUAAAUUAUUUAGGACAUGUAAUUGAUGGGGAAGGAAUAAGGAAAGAUAAAGAUAAAGUAAAAGCUAUAGUUGAAGCAAGAAUACCACAAAAUGUGACAGAGGUUAAAGCUUUUGUAGGUAUGAUUAAUUACUAUGCCAAAUUUAUUCCAAAUUUGUCUACACUGUUGGGUCCUAUGUAUAAGCUAUUAAAAAAAAAUAUAACGUUUAAAUGGACAAACCAAUGUAAUGAAGCUUUUAAUAAGUCCAAGGAAGCAAUAACAUCAGAUUCGGUAUUAGUACAUUUUAAUCCUGAAAUACAAAUAAAACUUUUAUGUGAUGCUUCUGAAUAUGGGGUAGGUGCUGUUUUAGUUCAUGUUUUUUCUGAUGGAACAGAAAAACCUAUAAGUUAUGCUUCAAGGGUAUUAACGGUAGCUGAAAGAAAAUAUGCUGUGAUACAAAAGGAGGCUCUAGCUAUUUUCUGGAGUGUAAAAAAAUUUUCACAAUAUUUAUUAGGCAGAAAAUUCAUUUUAUGUUCGGACCAUAAACCAUUGUUAGCAUUAUUUGGGGAACAUAAUGGCAUUCCACGUAUGGCAUCAAAUAGAUUACAACAUUGGGCUUUAUUUUUGUCAGAAUUCGAUUAUGAAUUAAAAUAUGUGCAAGGCAGAAAUAAUUGUGCAGCUGAUGGGUUGUCCCGUUUACCAUUGGAAAUUAAAAGUGAUGAAAAUGAUAACGAGUACAGUUAUAUAGAUUUUGUGGAAGGAAUGAUACCUUAA
Molecule: messenger RNA, 1344 nt
Organism: Macrosiphum euphorbiae (potato aphid)
Lineage: Eukaryota; Metazoa; Arthropoda; Insecta; Hemiptera; Aphididae
Source: the annotation of a GenBank genome assembly